Messenger RNA from Chelonoidis abingdonii (Abingdon island giant tortoise), 3762 nucleotides. RefSeq names its product ectodysplasin A2 receptor (gene EDA2R). Lineage: Eukaryota; Metazoa; Chordata; Testudines; Testudinidae. The record is from RefSeq and is a predicted model, not a curated record. Gene Ontology annotation, biological process: positive regulation of canonical NF-kappaB signal transduction; tumor necrosis factor-mediated signaling pathway; positive regulation of JNK cascade. Gene Ontology annotation, cellular component: plasma membrane. Gene Ontology annotation, molecular function: tumor necrosis factor receptor activity; protein binding.
GUAAUCGAUAUGUGGCACCCUAAAUGUACUCAUCUGUCUGGGCUGGGUGUGUCCAUCCAGGCCCGUGGGUUGCUUUCACUCUGGCUGGGUUUCUCCGGCAUGAGGAGGUCUCGGGCUGGUUCAGGCUGCAGAGUCGCUGUGCUGUGUACAUGCCUGGGCAUAUCCCAGCUUGCUGGAGCAUCCCGUGCACUUUCCCGUUCGUGUUUCAGGGGAGGGAGAGGCUCCAGUGGGCGAGCCUGUCUGUCUCAGCUAGACAUCUUUGUAGGGAGAAAGGAAGCGGGCUGCCAGGAAGGAUCGGUCUUUUUAUUAGCUUUUCCUUGUAAGUUUCCGCGCUCGGAGUCAAGGUUACGAUUGUCCGGUACCAAGCUGCAAAGCAGCGCCCUCAGUUUCUUCCCGGGAGAGAGAGGGUAACGGAUCUGCACUAGCGGUGCGAAGGGUCCGGAGAGGAAGGAAACUGGUACUGACACGUGGUGAGCGGGCAAGUCUGGACUUGCUGCAGCAACAUAUAAACCACAUGAUGGCAUUUAAUCUGGCUGACCUGUUUUCCACUGCCCAAUUCUACCAGCUGCCAACUUCAGAUAUUCAAUUCCAAUGAGUAGACCUCAUGAGGCAGACACGGUGUUAUUAAUUCUUUCCUGAUUUGCUGGAUGAGGUUAUGAGAGAAGUGACAUGAAGAGAGGCCCAGUGCUGUUUUUUGCUCUAUUUCUUGUCGCCAAGGUCCGAGGUGCUGCUCCAAACCCAAUGGAAUGCCAGGAGAGUGAGUAUCUGGAUGAGCACAGGAAGUGCAUUCCUUGCAGGGAGUGUGGCCCAGGAUGGGAGCUUUCCAAGGAAUGUGGCUAUGGUGAAGGAAGGGAUGCCCACUGCACUGCUUGCCCUCCAAGAAGGUUUAAGGACAGCUGGGGGUUCCAUGGUUGCAAACCUUGUCUUUCCUGCCCCCUCAUCAACCGUGUCCAGAAAUCCAACUGCACUACCACUUCCAAUGCAGCCUGUGGGGAAUGUCUGCCAGGGUUUUACAGUAAAACCCGGAUUGGCGGGCUGCAGGAUCUGGAAUGUAUCCCCUGCACAAAGCAGACUCCUUCCUCUGAGCCUCAGUGCAGCUCCAGGACUAGCCUGGUGAAGAUAACGAUCCCCACAGUAGCUCCCCAGGACACCGCCCUCCUAGUGCUAACCAGCAGUGCGCUAGUCAUCAUUGUGUUGGUGCUGCUGGCACUCGCCAUCAUCUGCUGCAAGCGCUUCUGGAAGAGCCAGUGUCAGCGAGUGUUUCUGAGGACCCAGAAUUUCUCGGCCCAGAGGGUGAUGUUCCAGGCCUCAGCCAUGCCAAGCAGGUUUCCCUGUGAGGAACAGAUGUCUAGUUCCUGCUGCUUGGGUGUGAAGAACCUGAGCCCUUGCUCUUGGCAAGCAGAAGUUCCAGGUCCUGUUGAACCAGUUCAGUUAAUUUCGAACGGUGAAGCCAUAGGCCUGCAGAUUCCGGCUCUCCAGCCCAAUUUGGAAGAGAUUGCUGUCAGCCCCAAUCCCAAAUCCCAGCUGGUGAGGAGCGUCUUGGAGACCCAACCCCUGAUAAGGAACUCAGGGUCCAGCAACUUUUCUGCAGGGGGCCCAUCAUCCUCAGAUGCCAGGCAGGGCACAGCUGGGUUCACAGAGGCCUCGACUCCCCUCUCAUCAUGUGCUUCGGAGAUGCAGCCUAGGUGGCCCCAUGCCCCGGUAGAAUGCACGGAGCUAGACCUGCAGAAGUUUUCCACCCAGGCCGAGUUCAUGGGCACCAAAAGCCAGGAGGAUGCAGAGAAACAGGUGGCUCAGAGCAUCUGGAGACAUACAGAUGAACUAACCCUUGAAGUUCCCCUGUUUGGUGCACCACUGAUAACACAAAGUGAACUUGUUCUGGAGGCUGUCAGGGGAUCGUCCUCAUCCUUCCAAAUUCCCAUUGCUGAAAGCAGGGAGCAGCCUCAGAUGAAUGAUGUCCUGAGCCUUGUGAGUGAGAUUAGCAGCGUCACACAAGGACUUCCCAUAGUACAGCUCCCCCACUCCUUGGUGCUCUCGCUCGGCUUCCAGUUGGAUCCUUGCUUGUCUGGUCUCAAGAAUUUCAGCCACGUGGGGGUGGCGCUGGGGGUCCCAUCCCAUCUGGUGAGCAGGAUGUCUGGAUUCAAGCAGCUUGUCGCACACCUCGCCUCCUCAGGAGACACAGUCACUGUUCCUGCCCUGGCCCGGGUCCUACAGCAACUCCAGCGCUUCGAUGCCUUGCUCCUACUCUGCGAUCAUUUCAUUCUGAGCCGGGCCCAGGGCUGCCAACACUAGGAGAAACACACAUUGCUGCCUCAGCACAUAUAGGGAGGGGUAACUCCUGGCAUAGUUUUGGCUGGGUGAACCUGGCAGUAAUGCAGCUGCAUGGUUUCCUACCCACUCUUGUGGGUUGUGUGGAGGUGGCCUUUGAAAGUUGGGGGUAGAACCACAGUAGAAUGAUGAGUCUGUGAAUGCUCACUGAGUAAGCUUUUCUCUCAACCAUUGUUUGAGUCCCACCUUGUGCUGGUGAUGGUUGGCAGAUACAUGUGCUACCUCCAAACACCACCUUUCUUCGUACAUGUUUAUAUUGACGCCCAGAGACCUUGUGGCCCUCAUGGUCACCAUGCAUGGCUACAGGGCCAUUUGCCUCCAUGGGCAGGUGUGGAUUUAUAGUGGACCCUCGAAGCACACAGUGUUGCCUUGAAUCACAUCUCAGCUGUAAUGAUUGAACUCAUUGUGUGAAGGGCUAGGUGGGGGUGGGGUAUGAAAAUAUCCCCCAACUCUAAGAGGGAGCUUAGAGGGUCUGGACCCUUUGUGUUGGAUUUCUCCCCUUCAGCUGAUUGUCUUCCUCUUAGAUGCCUGAUCAUCAUUUGUUCUCUCCCCAGCCCCCCCUCCCACACUUUUUAGAGGUGGCCUUCUCCAUUUGGCAGACAUUACAUUUUGCUGGCUUUCUGCUCAGCUUUCUGCUGUGGCUGCCUUUUUGUUUACUUCUCCUUUUGUGCGCCGACGAGGGGACCUGUUCUUGGAGAAGGAUUGUUUAGCUGCCACUCCUUUUUUUUUUUUUUUUUUUUUGCUGGGGAGAAGGGACUUAUGCGCUGAAUUUCUGUGUGCCAUACCAAAAUAGCGGUGUGUUUAAUUGUAUUUCCUGGCUGUGGAAUGCAACCCUUUUCGUAAAGGGAUAUUUCGAAUUGAGAGUCAAGAUUUUUUUAAGCAUGGUGAAAUUUGCAUCAAUGCAGAUGCCAGUGUACUUGUUGCAUUUCCCAGUCUUCUUCUAAGCACCUCUGCUCCCUUGCCUGAAGGAGCUUGCUAUCUGGCUCCUCUGUGCUGAUGUUUGGAGGACAGCACAGCACAUAUUCUGCUCUUCUGCACAUCUGAAGUUUUAAGAACACGUGACCCAAACAAAACCCUUGUGGGACUCUGGAUGUGUAACCCAGGGUAAGGGUCUCCCCUCCAUUGCCCCUCCUGUGAGCACCAUGGGUCUCAUCUUCUAAACACUAAAUGGAGACCACUUGGCCUGGAUGGUGCCCCUUUGAAGUGCAGACUGAAGGAUGGCUUGGUUUUCAACUCAUCCGGUGCCCAAUUCUCUUGCUGUAGGAUGCAGGCCAUUCCCAUUGGCUUCUGCAGGAGGUGCUUCUCUCCUAUGCUGGGAAAACAGAGCCUGUGGGGUUUAGUAUGUUACGUAGCCACAACAAAAUAAACUCAGUAUAAUAAUGGCGGGUGUCUCAAUGGCACAACCACUCUAUCCCCUUGCCAUGUUAAUUAAAA